GGAAGAGCCUGUAAUGGUUAAGACAUAUCUGACGUCAGGAAGACACACAAUGCAGCAUUCUCAGUGACAAAUAUUUCGUUCCAAGUAGCAGAAGGCAUCUGAUAAUACUUCAGCCUCAGAAUCUAGAGUGAUCCUUAGAAGAAAUCAGACUUGGGGAACAUUUGGUGGAACAAGAAGCAGAGAAGUCUUUGUUUCUCAGAUCCUCUUAGGUCUGACGUUCGAUCAAAGUCCUCACAUCAGCAGCUAACUAAGGAAAAAUGUGAAAUGCUGAACUGCAUUACAAAGCUACGCUCACAGAUCAUACAGAUAAAAGCAACAAAGAUACUGCUUUACAUCAGCAGUGGCCUGAGUAUGUUCAGCAGAAGAGGCUAUAUCCCAGAAGAUGAGGACGGAAGUGAUAGAAGGCAACAACACGAAACCUAGUGCUCCUCUCCUGGACCAACGGUACCCAAGAAUGGUCACUAAAGAUGGGCACAGCACACUUCAGAUGGAUGGUGCCCAAGGGGAAGGUCUUGCAUACCUAAAAGAUGCUUGGGGAACCUUAAUGGACAUGCGCUGGAGAUGGAUGAUGCUAGUAUUUUCUGCCUCUUUUGUCCUCCACUGGCUUGUUUUUGCAGUGCUCUGGUACCUAUUAGCUGAGAUGAAUGGGGAUCUGGAAAUUAAUCACGAUUCCCCACCUGCAAACCAUACUAUUUGUGUAAAGUACAUCACUAGUUUUACAGCUGCUUUUUCAUUUUCACUGGAGACACAGCUCACUAUUGGUUAUGGCACAAUGUUCCCAAGCGGAGACUGUCCAAGUGCAAUCGCUCUGCUUGCUAUACAGAUGGUAUUGGGGUUGAUGCUGGAGGCCUUCAUCACAGGUGCAUUUGUAGCAAAAAUUGCUCGCCCAAAGAACCGAGCCCUCUCCAUCCGGUUCACUUAUUCUGCAGUAGUGACACACAAAGAAGGAAAACCAUACCUAAUGUUUCAAGUGGCCAAUACUCGCCCUAGCCCACUCACCAGUGUUCGGAUUUCUGCAGUUCUUUAUGAAGAACGAGAAAAUGGUCAGUUAUAUCAAACUAGUGUUGAUUUCCAUCUGGACAGUAUCACUUCUGAAGAAUGCCCAUUCUUUUUUUUCCCCUUAACAUAUUACCAUUCUAUAACUCCAUCCAGCCCUCUAGCCAUUCUCCUACAAAGGGAGGCUCAUCAUCAUUUUGAGCUGGUAGUCUUCCUUUCAGCCACUCAGGAGGGCACAGGAGAAACAUGCCAGAGGAGGACAUCUUACCUCCCAUCAGAGAUCUUAUUACAUCACCAUUUCGCCUCCAUGUUGGCUCGAGGUGCCAAAGGGGAAUAUCAAAUCAAGAUGGAGAAUUUUGACAAGACAAUCCCAGACCUUCUAACAGCAGAUUCCAGAAGUUCAAAGAGGACUGAUAUGGAGAUUCGCAUCAAUGGACAGCAUAUUGAUAACUUCCAGAUCUCCGAGACUCGUCUGACUGAAUAGACUUUGAACAUUGCGCCAGUAUUUUGUUUGUUUGUUUUUUAAGAAUUGGAUUAGACUGUCAUGUCAGUGCCUUCAUUUUCCACCCCAUUUUCUUGUGCUGUUUUUGUUCUCUGAAUACCUUUGACUUCAAAACAGUGUUCAGAAUAAAGAGCAUAAUGUGCCCAUGUAACCUGAUGAGCCACUGGAUUAACUGCACAAAAACAGAGUCAGGGACAAGAACCAUUGCACAAAUUCUGGGAAAACAGAAGUGCUACCUGCUGAAUUCACUAGACUAUGAUUAAAACUGCACUGACCCUGAAACAAGAGACUUUCAGACUCACACAGCUCGUCAAAAAUCUAAUUACAUGACAUGAGGGUAAAUACUAUGGCAAAAUGGACAAAAACUAUAGUAAAUUAUCUCAGCUAAACAUAAUUUUCACGAGCAAAAUCCAAGAUCCCUCAGAUUCCUUCAAUCAGCCCUCUCUUGCUUUACAGUUACAACAGAAUAUGCUGAUGUCUAAACAUGCUAUGAAGAAUGCUGCUAGUAUUUUCUGUGGCAGUGAAAUUGCAAUCCUGCUGUGCUUGUUUAUUAAGGAAAAUCACAAGCAUUCGCUGAAGCUCUUUGUUCCAGCGGCUAAGAACAAGUUCAACAUCCGUAGGCAGUGUUUGUGAUGAAAGUGAAUGACAAAAAUCUUGACAUGUAGACUCUAGCAUUCUACAUCGGGACUAUUUUUGUACUUCGAAACAUGCAAUAAAUUCAUAAGGAUGGGGAUCUAUGAAUCUGUAUUUGCAAUUAUCCUGUCAAGGACAAUCAAUGCCUCACAUAUCUGCUAUGUUGCAAGUCAAAACCUCAGUGGUCCCGACAUCAGAAAGAUCUACAGUUUCUUUCCAAUAUAUCUACUCAGUUCAUACAAUACAGAGAUAAACAACAUUUGACUCUAUAAAACUGUACAAACAUGGUCUAAUUAUGAGGUUUUGAACAUAAAGCUCUAUGCCAGGUUUGCUUCAUGAUUAUUACCAGAAUCUUUUACCAGAAGUAAUGUUUUUUAUUAUUAAAAGAACAAUUUUUGAAUGGUCAAAAGGGCCACUUCUAUGGCUUCUUCACAUUUUUUCAGCUAGAGAAAGGUCAAUAACUACUCUGUAUUCAAAACCAAGAAACACUACAGAGGAUCACCAAAAUUGCAAAAAUAUUUUUAUGUUGAAGGAUAAUUAAAAAGCUCUUCCCAGAAAACAUGGCAUAGGUAUUAAUAUUUUUACUUUCAAAUAGUCAUUUAGGUACUGACUUGUGGUUAUGAAGAGCCUUACCUUUAGCUCUUGAAUCUGGAUAAACAUAUUUAUAUGUAUAUACUUGUGUUGAUGUUGAGAUUUGUUACCAAAUCAUAGAUUAUUUUCUAAGAAACCAUCACUCGUUUCUCCAAAUCUAAAUAACGGUUUUGCACCUGCCAGUAAAGAUUUGGUGCUGUGGUCAACUAACAAAAUGGUGAGGGCUAUGGACAAUAAGCUGGUCGCAGUGAUACCAACUGGCAAUCCCCAGCUGUUAAAAGGUCUUAAGGCAACUAAAAUAACCAAUAUUUUACUAGCGUUACUAAUGCUAAUGUUCCAUGUAAACAAUUGCUAAGUAGUUAGUAUUUACUCAGAUGGGAGGAAGUGCUUUUUGCAACCGAACAUAAUACAACAGGGAGUUGUGACAAUCUGUGUGUUAGAAGUAGUUUAUAUCUGGAACACAGCCAAACUACAGCACUAGACUGUCGUGUUCUCUUACAGGGUUUGGGAAGUAUUUAUUCCUUUAUCUGUGCUGAGGCUUUAAUUUUUCUAUUCACAGUGUACUGUAAUAAUGGCUUAGCCCAACGCAGAGACCGAGUAGCAAUAGCAAUCACCAUUUUGGAUUAAUAUAUAUUAAAUUGUAUUUGUACUCAC
This is a messenger RNA of Hemicordylus capensis (graceful crag lizard), 3376 nucleotides long. RefSeq names its product potassium inwardly rectifying channel subfamily J member 13 (gene KCNJ13). The coding region runs from base 383 to 1480 and encodes 365 amino acids. NCBI's taxonomy places the organism in Eukaryota, Metazoa, Chordata, Lepidosauria, Squamata, Cordylidae. The record is from RefSeq and is a predicted model, not a curated record. Gene Ontology annotation, cellular component: plasma membrane. Gene Ontology annotation, biological process: potassium ion import across plasma membrane; regulation of monoatomic ion transmembrane transport. Gene Ontology annotation, molecular function: inward rectifier potassium channel activity. The transcript has 7 exons.